Myotis daubentonii (Daubenton's bat) is the source of this 4836-nucleotide messenger RNA. RefSeq names its product forkhead box J2 (gene FOXJ2). Gene Ontology annotation, biological process: regulation of transcription by RNA polymerase II. NCBI's taxonomy places the organism in Eukaryota, Metazoa, Chordata, Mammalia, Chiroptera, Vespertilionidae. Gene Ontology annotation, cellular component: nucleus. The record is from RefSeq and is a predicted model, not a curated record. Gene Ontology annotation, molecular function: DNA-binding transcription factor activity, RNA polymerase II-specific; RNA polymerase II cis-regulatory region sequence-specific DNA binding.
GCCCCCUCCUCCCCUUCCCCCUCCCCCCUCCGCUCCUCAUCCUCAGGGGACCCAGAUCCCCUCCCCAGCUUGGGAGGCUCCGCCAAGAACGGGAAGAGCCACCGAGGAUGAGACUCUUCAGCUGCCUUUGAAGAGGGGGAUCCCUCCAACCCCAAACGCCAGGACCAGGUGGUUCCCUCCCUUUGCUGGGGGAACCUCGGAGACAGAACCCAGAAGAGCCAUGGCUUCUGAUCUAGAGAGUAGCCUCACCUCCAUAGACUGGCUCCCCCAGCUGACCCUCCGAGCUACCAUUGAGAAGCUAGGGAGUGCUUCCCAGGCUGGGACUCCAGGGGGCAGCCGCAAGUGUCCACCAGGCUCACCCACAGAUCCCAAUGCCACCCUGAGCAAAGAUGAGGCAGCAGUCCACCAGGAUGGCAAACCUCGAUACAGCUAUGCCACCCUCAUCACCUAUGCCAUCAACUCCUCUCCAGCCAAGAAGAUGACCCUCAGCGAGAUUUACCGCUGGAUCUGUGAUAACUUCCCCUAUUACAAGAAUGCUGGCAUUGGUUGGAAGAAUUCAAUUCGGCACAACCUUUCUCUCAACAAGUGUUUCCGGAAGGUGCCCAGACCCCGGGAUGACCCUGGGAAGGGCUCUUAUUGGACCAUUGACACUUGUCCCGACAUCUCCCGGAAGAGGAGACACCCACCAGAUGAUGAUCUAUCCCAGGACUCACCGGAACAGGAGGCCAGCAAGAGCCCCCGAGGAGGCGUUCCAGGGAGUGGAGAAGCCUCACUGCCUCCAGAAGGGAAUCCUCAGAUGUCACUGCAGAGCCCCGCAUCUAUCACCAGCUAUAGCCAGGGCCCAGGAUCUGUGGAUGGUGGAACAGUGGCUGCAGGGGCUCCAGGCCGAGAAAGUGCUGAGGGACCCCCUCCCUUGUAUAACACCAACCAUGACUUCAAAUUCUGCUCAGAGAUCAGUUUUCAGGAUCUGAGCUGGUCCUUCCGCAACCUCUACAAAUCCAUGCUGGAGAAGUCCUCUUCCUCCUCUCAGCAUGGCUUUUCCUCUCUCCUGGGGGACCUGCCCCCCUCUAACAGCUACUACAUGUACCAGCAGCAGCCGCCGCCUCCUCAGCAACAGCAGCAGCAGCAGCAGCAGCCGCCGCCACAGUCACAGCCCCAACAAUCACAGCCACAGCAGCAGCCGGCACCAGCCCAGGGCCCCUCGACUGUAGCGGGUGCUCCUCCACUGCACACCCCAAGCCCAGAUGGUUGUACCCCACCAGGGGGAAAGCAGGCUGGUGCUGAAGGCUAUGGGCCUCCCUCUGUGAUGGCCAUGCAUCCACCCCCACUUCAGCAUGGAAGCUACCUCCCUCAUCAGCACCAUCCCCACACCCACCCUGCCCAGCAGCCACCGCCGCCGCCGCCACCACCACCACAGGCACAAGGCCAGGCUCCUAUCAAUAGUACUGGUUUUGCCUUUCCUCCUGACUGGUGCUCCAAUAUUGACUCCUUAAAGGAAAGCUUCAAGAUGGUGAAUCGGCUCAACUGGUCCAGCAUUGAGCAGUCACAGUUCUCAGAACUGAUGGAGAGCCUGCGACAGGCAGAACAGAAAAACUGGAGCCUGGACCAGCAUCACAUUGCCAAUCUGUGCGACUCCCUCAACCACUUCCUUACUCAGACUGGUCAUGUGCCCCCUCAGGGGGGUUCCCACCGACCACCAGCCCCUGCCCGAAUUGCUGACUCCUGUGCCCUCACCAGUGGCAAACAAGAGCCAGCUCUAAACCAAGUGAACUCUUAUGGGCACCCACAAACCCCCCACCUAUACCCUGGCCCAUCACCGAUGUAUCCAAUCCCCACCCAGGACUCAGCAGGAUACAAUCGCCAAGCACACCAUAUGGUCCCUCGGCCGCCGGUUCCACAUCCUGGUGCCAAUGAGGAGAUCCCUGAUGACUUCGACUGGGACUUGAUCACUUAGUGCAUCACAGAGUGUGACUCUCAGCCCAGGCUGGGUGGUGAAGCCUGGCAGUGGGGAAAGAGCAGCCCCAGCCCAUCCCUUCUCCCCUUGCCUGUAUAUAGAUAUACUAUAUAUCCUCUUGUUUUGUUCUUUCUCUGUCAGAGAAGUCACCGCAAGAUGCUGCCGAAGAUAACCCCUUUGUCCUGCCUCAUUCUUCCUCUUUCUUCUUGUUUUCCCCCUGAUUCUUUUAUUCUUAUUAUGUUACUAUUACGAUUAUUGGUUAUAUGCGGUCCCCGGUCUCCUAUCCCUAUACCAUCAACCAUGUGCACCCCUUGCUAAUUUAAAAUCAUCUGGCUGGAAGGCGAGGCCAUGAGAGCUACAGAGAAAGGUUUCAAACUCGGAUUUACCUUUCACUCUGAGAUAUUCAAUGCUAAACAUACCUUUCGACCUUAAGUUGUUUUCUGUUCUUAUCAAUUCAGUCCAGGACUGGAGAGGCCACAUUACCAAGUAGAAGGACCUCAGACACUGCUUGGCAGCCAGGACUUUGCAGGUUUUACUCAAUGGUGCUAAUUUUGUCCUCUGAGCUCUUCCCUGUCCCUUCAUAUUUUCAGUCCUUACUUCCGUCGAUCCUCAUUCCCCAUUAAGGGCAAGAGUGAUGGUGGUGGUGCCAGAAGGUGACAACAGAACCCUAGUGGAAUAAGAGGCCUGGGUUGGGUGGAGUAGAGGCCUGCAGCGGGGCAAUGGAAUGUAAAACAUUCAGGAAUUGGUAUAUAAUACUAUAUCAAAUCAAUAUCCAUUGGCUUGUUCCUAAGCCAGCGGUUCUCAACCUGGGUCAACCUUUCACAGGGGUCGCCUAAGACCAUCGGAAAACACAUAUAUAAUUACAUAUUGUUUUUGUGAUUAAUCACUAUGCUUUAAUUAUGUCCAAUUUGUAACAAUGAAAUUGGGGAUCACCACAACAUGAGGAACUGUAUUAAAGGGUCGCGGCAUUAGGAAGGUUGAGAACCACUGUCCUAAGCCAUUCUCAAAGGGAGAUAGGGCGGGUCUGAGUCAGAAUCUGUGGCUGUGGUAGGAAUGAGGACAACUAUUCAGCAUAGGCUGGGCGUUUUGGAGAUGUUUUCAGUGUAACCGUUUUGGCUUUUUAAACAGAAUUUUCUCUGGAAAUGUACUGUGGUUCUUAUCUGCAUUUACAGAUUAGUCUUCAACCCCCUUUCCCACUCAGCAAAUAUUACGUUGUCCUCCUCUGGUUGUUGGCUCAACUCUCCUACUCACCUUAUUUUCUUCCAUCAUUUUCCGGCAUUCUCAAGAUAGAAAAGUAACCCGUGAACACUCUGCCUGUCAUCAUGUCCUAGGGCGGGACGGGAAUCUCUUUCCACCGAUCAUAGCAGAACCAACCGGAAUUGGUGGUAGGAGGGUGGGGAAAGGAAAACGGAGCUGGCAUAGACACAGGAAGGAACUCUUUCAGUUCUUUAAUUAUCUAGGCAAAUGCUCUGUUGGAAUCCAGACCAUUGGGGCUGAAAGGUUUACAGUGGUCUUUGGAAAGGGUGAAGGAGCUUGGCAAUGUGUAGUAAACAAUCUAGAGGGAAGAGUUCAAUGAGAACCAAGGGAGACCCCUCAGAAAAAGGUAUAUGGGUAACUUCUCUCCUUUAACAAGGAGUGGCCAUGAUUUAUUGCUGCAGAGUACUUAGUAUAUAUUGAUAUUAACUGUUGAAUUGUAGUUAUGGGUGGGAAGAACAGUUUUACUUCCAUUUUUAUUUCUCUGAAUGUUUAGUUUCUGAAAGCUACAGGACAUAAUGUAUGGACUGGACAGGGCCACUCUCUCUGUGAUUUCUGCUUUUUUGUUCAUAUUUCUUUAUUUACUGAUGAUUUCCAAAAGAUUUAGCUUUCCACUCCUGCUUUUCCCCCUCUCCCAACCCCGCCUACUUUAGAAGGGGGUUCUGUAUGAGAGCUUGUUGAAGAUGUCCAGUGAGGCUGAAGUAAAGGGGCAGGAAAGGGCAGUUGACUAAAGAGCACUUUAUUUCUUUGAAGUUCUUUGUAAGAAGUGGGGGUGUGAGUGGCUUGAAUCCCCCAUUGUGUUGGAGGGAAGUUAGUGGGGUUGAAGUAUGACAUAAUAUUUUAAAAUUGGGGGAAGGAGAAUUUCUCAUAGAGGGUGGCACAAUGCCUUUGCCCAGUGUUUCUAUUUUGGGCAUCUUUCUUAUUUCUUCCAAUCAGGGUGCCUCCUGCACACAACUUCCUAUCUGUUCUCCCUAAGAUCCCCCUUUACAUGUUAUCACUCCUCUUUUGUAAACUCCUUUUCUACUCAGAUUCAGGCAGAGUUUGCAAGGGUAGACUAAAUCAUCCAUGUAAAUGUCCCUUGUUUAGAAAUCGUCUGUGUCUUAAAGAAAACUAGUCUCAUUAAGAACUCUGGUGGGCUGCCAGAGUAACUGAAGUUUGGGGCUAGGGCUGGAGAUUGGCUGUCAGGCCCCCUUGGACUUAAGGUCCCCUUCACUAAACUCAGCCUUGCUCAGUGGCAGAGGAAAAACCUGACCCUCUUUGGGCCUGAGUUCCCCAUUCCCCACCAUGACAUGGAAGAAUACUACUUUUUCUUGUUGGUUCAGCAUUGCUGGGCUGGAAGUAUAGUCAUUGUUGUUGUAUUGGGUGAUGUGUGCAAAACUGCAGGAGCUCACUGCCUGCAAGAUGAACUACGGGGGAAAGUGGAGGAGAGGGACAGAAGGAGCAAUUAAUUGGUGUAGAUCCACCCAUCCCUGCCUUCCUCUCUUUAACCUCUAUGUUUCUGGUUUGGUGAGUCCUUCCGACCACUCAUAAUGCUUUGCAUUGGUGCAGGCUGGGAAGGGGGGUAUGGUCUCACAAUUGUUGUUGUUGUUUUUUUGCAUGCUUUCAUAAUAAAAGCCAAGAAGAAUGUU